This is a messenger RNA of Sturnus vulgaris (Common starling), 1019 nucleotides long. The record is from RefSeq and is a predicted model, not a curated record. Lineage: Eukaryota; Metazoa; Chordata; Aves; Passeriformes; Sturnidae.
CUGCACCGCACCUCUGGGAGCAUGGAGACUGGGACUGUCCUGCAGCUCCCUGAGAAUGAGGCCAGGAGAGCCCUCGAGUGUGAUGGUGGGAACAGGAGUGUGGAUGGUGAUGCCACAAGCAGCAACCCCUUCGCAGGGCUGGUGAGCCACCUGCGAGCAUCCUGGCUUUCUGGGAAGACUCGACCCCUGGAAUACCGUGUGGCCCAGCUGGAGGCCCUGGGAUGCUUCCUGGAUGAGAAGAAGCAGCAGAUUCUGGAGGCCACUGCCUCUGACUUGGGCAAGGCACCCUUUGAAGCUGAAUUAUCUGAGAUCUUCCUGUGCAAGAAUGAGCUCCAUGAGACCCUGAACAACCUGUCCCACUGGAUGAAGGAUAAGCAUGUGGACAGGACUCUGGCGAUGCAGCUGGACUCCGCCUUCAUCCGCAAAGAUCCCUAUGGGGUGGUGCUCAUCAUAGCACCCUGGAACUACCCCAUCCAGCUCUUCCUGGUGCCCCUCAUCGGGGCCAUCGCUGCUGGGAACUGUGUCAUUGUCAAACCCUCAGAGGUGUCCAAGAACACAGAAAGACUUGUGGCAGAAGCACUGCCCGGCUACCUGGACAAGGACUGCUUUGCUGUGGUGACCGGUGGUGUGCAGGAGACCACCAGGCUGCUGGAGAACAAGUUUGACUACAUCUUCUUCACUGGUAUGUCCCAAGGGAAAGAGAAGAGGCCUGCCUGGAUCUUGUCCUCGCUGCCCUUUGGAGGCAUUGGGAACAGUGGCCUGGGAUUGCACCAUGGGAAGUUCAGCUUUGACACCUUCUCCCACCACCGUGGGUGCCUGAAGCGUGGGAUGGGCUGGGAGUCCCUCAAUGCCCCACGCUACCCCCCAUACUGCAAGAAGAAAUUUGGGGUCAUCCAAGCCACUUCCAAGGUGACACGAAAGAAUGACUGUACCCUGCUGUGAGGAUCUCCACAUCCCACUUGGAGUCUCCCCACAGCACAUCUCCUGCUGCUGGUCCCGGUGCCCAGGUGCAAUGAAAG